AUGGCCAAAGUUUUCUUAUUGAUGAUGGGCGGACCCGGUGCUGGAAAAGGGACACAAUGCGACAAUGUAGUGAAGUACCUUCAUUCCUCAGUCCACAUCUCGACUGGUGACAUAUUGCGAGCGGAGAUCAAGGCCGAGAGUGAAAUUGGUCUUAAAGUGAAAUCGAUCAUCGCCAACGGGCAAUUAGUCUCGUCCGAAAUCAUCGCCGAGAUGCUCGACAAAUUCAUCAAGGAGAACACUAAAGAGGUUAUUGUCUUUGACGGAUACCCAAGGACUCUUGAUCAACUCGACCACCUUACCGAACAAGCCAAAUUGUACAACGCGAAACUCAUCGUCGUCAACUUGGAAAUCCCAGACAAUGUGAUGACUGAAAGAAUUCUUUCAAGAGGAAAGACAAGCGGCAGAGCUGAUGACAAUGCAGACGCUGCAAAAAAGAGACUUGAAGUCUACCACGAACAAAGUGACAGCAUCAUUAAAGCCGUUAAAGAAAGAAAAGUCCCAUACUACGGUAUCGAAAACUUAGGAACUAUUCGCGAGGUCUUUGAGGAUAUUACUUCAGUCUUCAAGAAGAUUGACUUACACUAA
Molecule: messenger RNA, 585 nt
Organism: Entamoeba invadens IP1
Lineage: Eukaryota; Evosea; Mastigamoebida; Endamoebidae
Product: adenylate kinase, putative
Exons: 1
Coding region: 1-585 (194 amino acids)
Biological process (GO): nucleobase-containing compound metabolic process
Cellular component (GO): mitochondrion; cytoplasm
Molecular function (GO): ATP binding; AMP kinase activity
Source: RefSeq, a predicted model, not a curated record